CGCCUUUUAGAGAUAACAUGUUUGGAACUUCCUGAUCAGCUGUGAAAUCGGGAACUUUCGAAUCCCUAGCAGUGAAAUUUGGAACCACUACCUUGCUUGGAGAAACAAAAGAAAACAACCCAGAUGAUAACGUAGUAUAUCCAAUGCAUAUAUUUUGAUGGUGCAGCACUGUGAAGAUUAUACAUGAUACACUUUAAAAACGCCCCUGCAAAUCAACGGAUUCACAAUCUAAGAUCACCACGGAUUACAGCCCAGAUCGUUCUCCAGGAUAGAGUUCCCGGGAUUAAGUUCUUAGUGCGAAAAGAACAUGAAACACCUGUGAACACGGCCAGAUAAUGUAUAAAGUAAGCCACUCGGGAGAAGUUCUGAGACUUUAUUAGAUGGAUACUUUCUUUAUGAUGAAAUAAAAAAGUCAAAUAACAAAUCCAACACGAUCGAAUCAACAGAGGUCUAGGGACGAAAUAUUCCGGGAUUGGACUUAAUUAUUCGAUGCAAUUACAACCGAAUCAUUCACAGAUGCUUCAUUUUUCACAGUUCCGACUUUUCUAAAAUAAGGAUCAAGGUCUGACAUCUUGCUGUAUAAUUAACAUUCUUUGAAUCGAUUUGCGCAAAACCCUGGAUAUAACAUGUAUAUUUUGCGCAAUCAUGUGAACGACAUUAAGAUCUAGCUAGAUCUCUACGCAGACGGAUAACGUUCAAUGUAGGGGGAAAAUCUGAAAAUUGGAUCAAAGCGAAACGAGACAUAGUAAAGAGGACUAGAUAUCGUGAAUAAAACACCUACAUUACGAAAGGUUGACACGUAACUCCUAAGAUACAAUUAUAGAUAGCUGAUCGCCCGAUGCCAGAAUCAUACCCGGAUUAGCGUUCUUAGUGAUUGCGUUUUGCUUUGAGGCUAAAUAAUGUCAAGGAAAAUGUCAAUAUAAUGUUGCCUAUUAAUGAGCAAUGGUAAUUAUCCCGGAUGCAUGUCUAAUGUCACAAAAUUACAUAUCUUCUGAAUCCAAAUUCUCCAAUCAAAUACCUUUACCAUGGAGGCGUCUGCAGCUACCCCAUCUGGUGGCCAAAAUGCAAACGACAUUGCAUUUGACAAUAAAGCUUACCUUAGGAGCGACUCGGAGCCCCAAGUGGAAAUUGGGGAUCGAUCCGCCUCAAAUGAAACUCAGUGGAAUCUACCAGGAAAUGACUUAAAAUCCGGGGACAGCUUAGUGAGUUCCAUAAUAUGUAAUGGUCAGACAAUUCGUCCAGGUAUUAGCUCCGAGAAUCAAUAUGACCCCAAGCAACCGGGGAAUGCACAAAUUUCUACCUCAAAUCAUCAAAGGUACAAGGUGGACGCAACGAACGAUAAACGCGCCAGUAAACCAGAAACUAUAGCGUUGAACAACAACACAAUGCACACGACACUUUUAGUUGACGGUGAACAUAACUCGCUAACAGCUGAACCCAAUAGCAUUAACGGUAUUAAACCAAAAGACAAUGUCCUAAGGAAGGAACUCGAGGCGGGGAUAGAUGUCUCACCCCAGCGCGAAACAUGGAGUAAGAAGUUAGACUUUCUUCUCUCUGUAAUAGGCUUCGCAGUGGAUUUAGGGAAUGUUUGGAGGUUUCCUUAUAUCUGUUACAAGAACGGGGGUGGUGCGUUCCUGAUCCCAUAUUUUAUAAUGUUGCUGGUUGCUGGUCUGCCACUCUUCUAUAUGGAACUAGCCUUGGGCCAGUACCAGCGAUGUGGCUGCAUAACAGUGUGGAAAAGAAUAUGCCCCAUGUUCAAAGGUGUAGGGUAUGGCAUCUGCGUCAUAGCGACGUUCGUAGGGAUGUAUUACAAUACUAUAAUCGCCUGGUCCAUGUACUACCUGUUCGCCUCGUUUCGCCUGGAGGUACCUUGGGCCAGCUGCGGCAAUGCCUGGAACACAGAAAACUGCACUGCCCUCUCUGAUUUAUCGGGCAAAAAUAAAUCUGAUUUUGUCAACCAGACGCUGUCUUCCUCAGAAGAAUAUUACGAGCGAAAUGUAUUAGAGAUGCACAAAUCCCCGGGGCUUCACGAGCUUGGUACCAUAAAGUGGUCUUUAUCGUUAUGUCUACUUGCGACAUUCUUUAUAGUCUACUUCUCCCUUUGGAAAGGAAUUAAAAGCUCUGGGAAGGCAGUCUGGAUAACGGCUACACUUCCCUAUGUAGUGCUAAUAAUUCUGCUAAUAAGGGGCGUAUUGUUGGAAGGCUCCUUACAAGGAAUCAUUUACUACUUAAAUCCAAGAUGGGAGGAAUUACUCCAUGCAUCCGUUUGGAUAGAUGCUGCCGCCCAAGUGUUCUUCUCUUUGGGACCAGGAUUUGGUGUUCUUCUGGCUCUAUCCAGCUAUAACAAGUUCAAUAACAACUGUUACAAAGACGCGUUGCUAACGGCAUCAAUCAACUGUUUGACCAGCUUCCUAGCAGGGUUUGUCGUUUUCUCUGUUCUUGGCUACAUGGCCUUCCAGCAAGGGAAAGAAGUCAAUAAAGUUGCAUCUGAAGGUGCCGGCCUGGUGUUUGUAGUGUACCCGGAGGCAAUAGCCACCCUCACAGGCUCUACCUUCUGGGCAAUCAUCUUCUUUCUGAUGCUGAUCACGCUAGGCUUAGACAGUACGUUCGGAGGUCUGGAAGCAGUCAUAACUGGUAUAUGCGACGAGUACCCACGAGCCAUCGGAAGACGACGAGAGAUGUUUGUGGCAGGAUACAUUAUCUUAAUAUUUUUCUGUGCUCUCCCAACCUGUACAUACGGUGGGAACUAUGUGUUAACGCUACUAGACCAGCAUGGUGCCCCUAUUUCAAUUCUACUAAUAGCGUGUUUGGAGGCCAUCGCCGUCAACUGGUUCUACGGUGUGAAUAGAUUUGCUGGAGACAUCAAAAGAAUGACGGGGUUUACUCCAGGAAUUUACUGGAAAAUCUGCUGGGCCGGAAUCAGUCCUAUAUUCUUAAUAGUAUUAUUUAUCCUAAGCUGUUACUUCUACGCUCCCCUAAAGAUAGGUUCAUAUACCUACCCACCAUGGGCCAUCUCAGUAGGCUGGUCUGUCACGUGUGCUUCAAUUGUACCCAUUCCUAUAUACAUUAUAUACAAGUUCAUCAUUUCUAAAGGCGAUAUAAAACAGCGUCUCUAUCAGAUGAUUUCGCCGGAAGAAACGCCCUCUCACGUUGCAGAUGAACUACAAAUGCGAGAAGUAAAAAAGGCCGAGUUUUAACAUUACAACUUCUCGAACCUACUGACCGACAUUGUUCAAGACGUUGAGAACUAUGGAUCGGCGGUGAAUUUGCCCAUUUUGGUUAUCAAAUGCCAAAUGGAUCAUAUUUUAGUGCAACUCAUAUUUAAGUGAUACGUGUACAGACGAAAUGGAAAUGAUAAUCAUCUUUACAUUUUAAAGAUGGGGACGUUCCAAUGGUGAACUUUCUUGAGAUACAUGGUCGCCUGUGAUAUAUCGAUACUGUAAUCCAAAUUCAAUAAGUCUACAACACAUGAUACGAUUAUUUUCCAAGGACAUCAUAUAAAACAUUGAACACAUUUUAGCUUGAACUCUCGUGGCUUGCAUCAGAGUGAGAAUGCUAUGGGCCUGAUUUUGCGAACAUACGAGAUUAAAUGUAAUGACAAUCGAGUAUUAAAUGUCGAGUGGUGUUAUAUGGUCAUAGCAGGCGCAGGAAGUUGCACUCGCUUCUAAAGGUUUGACAACCUAGAUGGGAAAUCAUUGGACAAAAUUGGAGAAAGGCCUAUUUACGCUCGGCGAUUCCAUUAUAAUUGUUCAUCAUUUUCCAUGCAGUAUAUUUUCGACCAAUUGUAAUCGAAAAAUGUCAACCCUAUCUGAUAACGGGCCUGUGUUCCUAAACUUUCAGAGGGGAUGUAUCAGUGAAGCCAAAGAUCUG
Messenger RNA from Owenia fusiformis, 3870 nucleotides. The record is from the annotation of a GenBank genome assembly. NCBI's taxonomy places the organism in Eukaryota, Metazoa, Annelida, Polychaeta, Sabellida, Oweniidae.